AUGGACGCAACUACAGCUUCCGGACUCCCACCUAACGUGGUCAUCUUCUCCCCCCAAAACUCCUUAUUCAUCAACUCGCUCCUUGGAGCAGGCAUUUUCACCCGCCUUGUUACCAGCGCAAGCACCACUCCUGAGAAACUUGCCGCCCUCAAAAAUCACGCUGGAGUGAAGGACGAAUUUUCCUUGUUCCACCGAAACGCUGUCCUUAUUUUCGACGCGAGUGGAAAUGAAGAUGUGCAUCAUGAACACUUCCGCACUAUCUGUCUUGCGCUGAAGGAACUGGAUAUCGGAUUGGACGUGGCAGGCUGCAUAAACGAUGCGACGGAUUCUCUGGCAGCUGGGUUUCAACUUGACAAGGUGAAUGACAAGUCAGCACUUGUUAUUGAUCUUGUCGAGAAGGAUGAGGAUAGCGACGAGGAGGAGGAGAUGUUUGUUAUGUUUCAAUCGUACAAAUCUUCCUAUGCCGAUUCUCAUGUUCUCGAUACGCGGUUCCGCGCUGCUAGAACAAGAUUCGAGCAAUGGGGCACCAGUGUAGGAAUAUCGGAGGGAAGACUUUUGCCAGAUCAUCAUCAUGGGUUGAAUGACGAAAAUACAGCCGGUGUGAUUCAGGAUAUUCUUCAAAUCAUUUCCAAAACCAUUUGCGACAAUGGAAAUACACAGCAGAAUUUGCACCACAAUGAGCGGUUUGCUGGGAUUUUACAAUCGAGGCGAAAGAGACUUAGGUGGGCUCUUGGAGGCAAAGAAGAUCGUACGGAACAGGUCGAAAUAUUUGAAAAGCUGGUGGAACACCUGCACAAUCUGGUAUCAGUCGAUAACAAAGACCACAAGCACUAUGAAGAGAAAAAGGAGGACGGUUGGUCUGAUGUACGGCAAAUCUUGCUCAAUAUGGAGCAAGGAAUGAAGAAUGAGAUGCGACGCGAUAUCUACUCAUGGUUGGGAAUACACUCUUCCAAUGAUACGUAUCGAGACUCUUUGGACAAGCGAGUAGAAAACACAUGCAGUUGGAUUUUUGAUCGACCAGAGUUUGAGACUUGGCUGUCUCCCGAAAACCCAACCUCUCCAGGUCUACUUUGGAUCAAUGGCCCCGCAGGAUUUGGAAAAACAGUCCUUUGCGCCCGCAUCGUGCAGCAUCUUUCGAGAAUCCUGACUUCACCCGUUUCUUACUUCUUCUUCGCAUCCGACCUUGGCACUCGGGAUGCUCCCUACCUAGCGUUACGAUCCUGGAUACACCAGGUGGCUGACGUCCACGAAGAUGCUUUCGAAUGCGUCCGUCGGGCUUGGGAGGCUUUCCCUACCGAAAAGGCUUCUCGGAGGAACCUGGUUGAUCUAUUUACUGAGAUUGUCGAUGUUGUACCUGGAUGCACAUUUAUCGCUGAUGGAUUGGAUGAGUGUUCACAGCUUGGAAUUGACGAUUCUUCGCUCGCGCAAUUUCUUUCUGAUGUGAUACAGACAGUCACAGAUAGUAGCGCCAAACUUUUGUUUAUCAGUCGAGAUGAGCCAGAAAUCAGAACAGCUUUAGAAGAAAACGCACCGGAGCUCUUCACAGAGUACAGGAUCAUCCCAGACGACGUACAAUCAGACACUGCAGCCUUCUCACAGUUCAUCGUGGACAAGAAACUUUCGAACAAGAGCGAAGAUAUCAGAACGGCCAUUUCAGAUGCAAUGACAAGAAGAUGCGAAGGCCAGUUCCUGUGGAUCCGGAUGCAAGAAGAAACACUCAGGAAAGGCAUGAGUAAGAAACGCUUGCAUGAAGCUGUGGAGAAUACACCUCCAGGGCUCGAUCGUCUUUACGACCAUAAUUGGAAGAGAAUCCUAGAGAUGUCGCAGUGGGAAAAAGACCGAGUUUUUGCGAUGCUACGAUGGGCCGCGUUUGCAAGGCGGGCUCUUUCAGUGUACGAAAUCACAGAGGCUGCCAUAAUAACUCAGUUCGAGGAACUAGAUCCGGAUGAGUAUCCUGACGAGUUUGACAACGAGUACAUUAGGACAGAAAUCGUCGGACUGUGUGGCCCUCUGUUGGAGGUGAAGAAUGUGUUCGUUCACAUACCUCACUUCUCUGUACGCCAAUACCUUGGACAGCAUCUCCCACUGCCAAGUUGGAUCCAUCAAAAUGGCCAGCUGCAAAGUUCCUAUGAAGCUUACCACCACAUAGUCAUCGCCAGGGCUUGUCUUCAGUAUUUUAAUCAGUCUCAAGUAUGGCAGAAGUCAUACAAUACCAAUUCAGCCAGCAGAAGUCUUCGACGGUAUGCCGCUGGAACAUGGGUCAAGCAUGUGAAGGACGCCUCUUGGGAUGACUCUGUUUGGGAACUUGCUACAGAACUGAUGAGAGAGGAGAGCCCAGUUUGGAAGCUCUUUUCUGAGUAUGUGUCCGAGGCCAUGAAUGCGGAGUGUAAGAAAGACGGGGAGCUAGAAAAUCACAUACCACUAAGCCCUCUUGAAUAUGCCUUGAACUGCGAGUGGAAGGACAUGGCUGAUCGCCUCAUAACCAAGACCAAUGUGAACAGAUUGGGCUCCAACGGAAGUACUCCACUUACGCAAGCUUGCAAAGCCAAUAUGCCUGAAACGGUGGAAAGGCUCCUCCAAGCUGGUGCCGAUGUGAUGUUUGCAUGGGAAAAGACACACACUCCUCUGCAUCUAGCAGUUUGGGAUGAGUAUGAAGAAAUAGUCCAAAUAUUACUGAGCCAUGGAGCAGACCCAUCGGCGCAAGACAAUUCUGGCAGAACACCGCUCCAUGUAGCUUCAGUCAAAGGGAACUUGAAGUGUUGCGAACAUUUAAUUAGAAGCGGUGCAGAUUUGACUAGGAAAGAAUUUCAGGGUAUGACAGCCUUGCAUAUGGCGUGCUGUGAAACCGGCCACAGUGAGGUAGCCAGACUAAUACUGCAAACCGGACCUGAUGGUAUGGUACUGGAACCGUGCUCCGCAGGCCCUCCGCUGCACUUUGUCUGCCACACCGGUGAUACCGAGAUGGCGAAAGUCUUGAUUGAUCAUGGCUGCGCCGCAUCAUUUACUGUUGUGAAUCCCAACGGUGCUACAGCGAUUAUGUUGGCUGCCGUCCAAGGUCAUACUGAUCUAGUCAAACUACUCCUGGACCAUGGGGCAGACACCACGCUAUCCACUGCGACAAAGAAUGAUGGAUUGACGCUACUACACUUAGCGUGUAUUAUGGAAGAUUCGGAGGAGUUGAUGAAAGUGAUACUUCGUCACGGUGUUGAAGAUUCGAUGUUCAUAGUUGACAGCGAGGGGCGUACGCCACUACACUUUGCAGCAUAUCAUGGGAGGACCAACGCGGUCAAAUCAAUCUUUGAGUACAAACAAGAAAACAAAAGAUCAUUGCUUGAUACUAGGACAACGAAACUUCACACUCCAUUAUGGCGUGCAGCGCGGAAUGACCAUUCGGAAGUUGUCACAGUUCUGUUAGACCAUGGGGCUGCCGAAACUAUUACCGCGACCGACGUGAAUGGAAAGACUGCAUUGUGGAUUGCAUCACGGUAUGGUCAUACCAGUACUGUUCAGCAACUACUCAGUCGAGGAGCUGCAGGAACGAUUGACGUGGCUUCAGUUGACGGGGAUACACCGUUAUGGGUCGCCUCGAGCUACGGCCAUGUAGAUGUCGUCAGGCUGUUACUCGAGUAUGGUGCCGAAUCUACCAUAGCAAUCGCUGAUAUAAAUGGUGAGACGCCUUUAUACACUGCAUCGCGCGGGGGGCAUCUGGAGAUUGUCAAGUUACUUCUCGGCCAUGGAGCCGAGUCAACCAUUGAAUCAGUCGAUGUCCAUUUUGAGACAGCGCUCUACGCUGCCUCAAAUGCAGGGCAUGUGGAAAUCGUCAGAGAACUACUGGCUCAUGGUGCUAAGUCCACUGUUACAACCAUAACUGCAUUUGGCAAUAGUCCACUAUAUGCUGCGUGUAAAAGCGACAAGUUUGAUAUUGUUAAGCAACUACUUGAUCAUGGCGCCGAGGCAACCAUUAUCGUUGCGAACGACAAGGGUAACACGCCACUUCAUGAAGCGUUAUACAACGGUCAUGUUGAGAUGAUAAAUCUGUUAUUCGACCACGGCGCCGAACUGACCAUUAGAGCUUUGGAUAAGAAUGGCGACUGCCCCUUGUAUGUGGCAGCAGCGAGAGGAGACAUUGGGCCAGUUGAUAAACUGCUUCAACACGGAGCUGAGUCGGACAUUGCAACUUUGACAGUUGACAACAGAUCAGCAGUUUUCGCCGCAGCCGAGAGUGGUAGCUUAGAGGUGUUCCAAAGGUUGCUUGAGUAUGAGGAAGCUGAGCCAACUCUGAUGAUCGUGGACGACUACAACAAGAGUCUUCUUUUUGCCGCAUCAAGGGGAGGCAGCGCCGGGAUUGUAACAGAGCUUCUUGAUUGCGGACUGGAGCAGCAUAUCUCGCUCCCCGCAAAGUCUGGAGAUACACCUUUAUCCAUUGCCGCACAUAAUGACCAUGUCGACGUUGUCACACUUCUUCUGUCCGUCCCUGAAGUGUCGGUCAACCAUGCCAAUAAUUAUGGUGUUACGCCACUUUUCUCUGCCGCUCGCUUUGGUCAUAUCGAAACGGUAAAGAUCCUUCUUUCUAGUCCAGAUAUCGAACUAGACUGCGAAAACUGGAAGUAUCUUACACCCUUACACGCAGCAGUAGCCAACGGCCAUGUCGAGAUUGCAAAACUCCUUAUUGAGCAUGGUGCCGCCAUCAUUGCCUGGCCGACAGUAGGUCAAAAUUUGCUAUGGUGGGCAGGGCGCACAGGAAAUCCCGACAUGGUAGAGCUACUGCAGUCAAUUGGACUGACUGAAGACUCUCUCGGCCCUUUCAGAUACUUUCGCAGGGAAGCUCCACCGGACGAUGCUGCGACUGUUGUCUGUAAUGUCGACUUUGGAUACUGCGAUGUCUGCACACUGACUGUGGAGGACGACAAGGGUUAUGGAUGCAACAAGUGCUGGGAAGAGUUUUGGGACGAGGUCCUGAUUUGUUCAGAGUGCUUUGAUAGAGAGUAUGAUGUGUGUAUAAACGAACAUACAUUGGUUCAGAGAAAGAAGCUAGACUAUUGA
Fusarium venenatum is the source of this 5043-nucleotide messenger RNA. Lineage: Eukaryota; Fungi; Ascomycota; Sordariomycetes; Hypocreales; Nectriaceae. The record is from RefSeq and is a predicted model, not a curated record.